Molecule: messenger RNA, 1838 nt
Organism: Homarus americanus (American lobster)
Lineage: Eukaryota; Metazoa; Arthropoda; Malacostraca; Decapoda; Nephropidae
Product: serine/threonine-protein phosphatase with EF-hands 2-like
Biological process (GO): detection of stimulus involved in sensory perception
Cellular component (GO): cytosol; nucleus
Molecular function (GO): protein serine/threonine phosphatase activity; iron ion binding; calcium ion binding
Source: RefSeq, a predicted model, not a curated record
UGUCUCACCAUCUUCUCGGCGUCCAACUAUUACGAGGCAGGCAGCAACAGAGGCGCCUACGUCAAGCUACAGGGACCCAACCUCGAACCUCACUUUGUCCAGUAUACCGCCGAGUUAAAGUCUCGGAAGCUGACCAUCCGUGAACGUGUAGGUAGGAUGGAGACGUCAGCUUUCAGGGAACUUCGCGGUCAGAUUCACGCAUCCAGGUCCAAACUUCUCGAGGCCUUCCAACAGAAGGACAAGGGUAAAACAGGUUACAUAAGUGUUGGAGACUGGGUGGAGGUGAUGGAGAAGGAGAGUAAACUCAACCUGCCCUGGCGUGUCUUGAAAGACAAACUGGUGUUUCUUCAUCCUACAAACGGCCAAGUCAACUACCGCAGCACCUUCAGCGACGAGACCAUCAAGAAAGACCUGGCUGUUAAGGGUGGACCUACAGUGGUGGAGGCGCUGUACCGUCACAAGAGCAGCCUCGAGACAAUCUUCAGACUCAUCGAUAAGGAUAACUCAGGACACAUCAGCAUGGAGGAGUUCAAGGAGACGUGUGAGUUGCUGAGCCGCCACAUCGAGGUACCUAUCUCUACCCAGGAGAUCACCGACCUGGCACGCUCCAUCGACAUCAACAAAGAUGGAUACAUCGACUUUAACGAAUUUCUAGAGUGUUUCCGUAUUGUGGAGUCGACGAGAAGGAGCGCCGACGACGAGGAUGACGACGACGAUGAUGACUAUGACGAACAUGACGAGGAUAAUGAACACCAGAAUGGCGACGCCGAACUGCACAUCGACGCAGAAAACACUAAAUGCGAACAAGUCAGCCAUAAGAAGCGAUAAUAUACUAUAUACUACUUUCUACUGCAGUGUGUAUGUCCCAGUGUGUACCUCGCCCCUCAUACAAUACCGCCAGGAGCUGCUCACCCCCGCACCUCCCUCCUACAUGUGCGUGAGGAGGUAGUGACCUGAGAUGACUUGGACAAAAGUGUUACAAAUGUUGGUUGUGCACAUAGAAAAUUUUACGUCAGUUUACCUGUAGUACUGCUCUUUUCUCACUCAGUGAUGCAUACAUUCUAAACCCGUCAUUUUGGGCAAAGAUGAAGGCUGUUUUUUAUGAUCAGUUUGUUCAGUCAGAAGUAAGAUUUCUGUGAACACUUGAACUAGAGCGACGUCGUGGGGGUCCUGGCCAAACUAACUUAUUACUACUAACAGAUACUGGUCACCGGAUUAAUUCUGUUUAUGAGCGAAUUUUAUGAUAUGUAAGACGUGUGUGAAGGUGAGACAGCUUAUGUUUGUCACCUCUUCUGACUAAACACAAACCCUAAACAACCUUGCGUGUUUUACCCAGUUAAUCAUUCUCACAAAUUCACUCUACCAGCAGUUGUCAUCAUUCUGGCAACUUUCUGCUUUAUAGAAUAUUUACAUUUUAUUACAUUUUAUAAGAGAAUUUAGUACCACUAUAGUUAGAUAUAGACGAUUUUUCAACAUUAUGAAUCACGAAUUCCUUCUAACUCUUUCUUGUAAUCAGCCGCCGCAACCGCUAUGAAGGGUGUUUAAGUUUUAAGAGGAAAACUACGUUGAGUGGCCAGGCACACUAUAGAGGAGGCAGGAGUACCGUAGGUGAGGCAGGAGUACCGUAGGUGAGGCAGGAGUACUGUAGGUGAGGCAGGAGUACUGUAGGUGAGGCAGGAGUACCGUAGGUGAGGCAGGAGUACUGUAGGUGAGGCAGGAGUACUGUAGGUGAGGCAGGAGUACCGUAGGUGAGGCAGGAGUACCGUAGGUGAGGCAGGAGUACCGUAGGUGAGGCAGGAGUACUGUAGGUGAGGCAGGAGUACUGUAGGUGAGGCAGG